CCUAUCGCAAAAAAUGACAGCACGAGAAAUUGGGAAGUUGCUGCUUCUGGAUGGAAACCCAAGCUAGUGUUUACAAAAGAUUUUUCAUCUGAGUGUGUUAACGAAAACAAAAUAAAUCAAUAUAAAUUUUCAAUUUAUUAGUUUUCAACUGGCCAAGGAACAUAUUUAUGCGAUACCGUAUAGUUCCAAUAGUCCCAUCGGUAUGAAUAACAGUGUGUGUGACGUACCUAAUAACAAUCCUGCUACAUACUGCCGGUUGUGCUUUUCGCAGACUAAGGUAGUACCAAUUUUCCCGCUAGGAAGCAACCACAAUCAAAAGUUGAUCAAUCAGGUGUAUCAAUGGACCGGCGUGCAGAUUAACUAUCAAGAAGAUUUCACUUGCGCAAUCUGUUGGAGAUGUACACUAGCCUUGGAGGAAUUUCAGCGCUUUUGUGAUCGUUGCAGGAAAAACGAUUGGAUUAUCAAACAAAAGCGUUCAGAUUCUGUUCGAUUGAUACAGAAAACUGAACAGCAGGAUAAUACACACCAGAUGGACGACAGACGUUUCGGCUAUAUGUAUCCGCUAAUGCAGCCUGCCUUAGGAUACGAAUUUCGACUUGCUAACGAUCCACGUGAAAGGGUACCACCAGACCACUCAAGAUCACAAGGUCGCACAAAUCAUGAUGCACAGCCUUCCAGCAGCAAUGUGACUAAAACAGAGUCCAGAAUAGAUAUUGAUACUGAGUUCAAACACGUACUUCCAGUCGAGAGACUUCCGGAAGAGCUUGUCAACAUGCUAGACCUGCCAGCCACUUCUUCGAAACGACCUGCGCAGAAUGACGGCAGCGGAGGAGCCGUCAAACAACGAAGUAGUCAGUAUCAGAAGAUCGUGGAGUCGGGCGGUGUAAAAUGUCCGAUAUGUAAAAAGCCGUACACUACGGAUAAAAAUUUAAAGAAACACCUUCGUCUGCAUACCCUCUCGCUGCCAUUUACAUGCGCUGAUUGUGGUGCAAAAUUCUCCGAGCGCAGAGACUACCAGAAACACCACGAGCGGUACCACGGACCGAACGCAACCGCCUCUGUAUCGGAAAUUUUUCAUUGUGAGUUUUGUUCGCGCGUAUUCACCCGACAGCGCGAUUUGACGAAGCAUUUGCGCCUGUUUCACGAUCCCCCCGAGAACCCCAAGUGGGAAGAUACGACAGUUGAUCAGAAAAAUGUCUAGGAAGUCGCUGAUGAAGAUUCUGAAGAACAUUGAGUGCAAAAAUUAUGUAUGUAGGCGAAAAAUCCGUACAAUUAAUUGUGUAAUAAUAAAUCAACAUUUUCGAAUGAUCCAAGUUG
This is a messenger RNA of Toxorhynchites rutilus septentrionalis, 1317 nucleotides long. RefSeq names its product zinc finger protein SNAI2-like. Lineage: Eukaryota; Metazoa; Arthropoda; Insecta; Diptera; Culicidae. Gene Ontology annotation, cellular component: nucleus. Gene Ontology annotation, biological process: regulation of transcription by RNA polymerase II. Bases 203 to 1201 code for a protein of 332 amino acids. Gene Ontology annotation, molecular function: zinc ion binding; DNA-binding transcription factor activity, RNA polymerase II-specific; RNA polymerase II transcription regulatory region sequence-specific DNA binding. The transcript is spliced from 2 exons. The record is from RefSeq and is a predicted model, not a curated record.